AUUUUGUUCGACAUCGCGCAUCCUCCGCCGUCACUGAUGUUUUCUGUGGUGUAGAGCACCACAAACUGUUACUUUCCAGUUUCUCUUCCAAACGUUGUUAUCUUUUCUUCUCCUUCCUUGAGAUCAAGGCCAUCGUCCAAAUAUGUCGAAAAGUGUCGUCCGAACCUCCAAGUUCCGCCACGUCUUUGGCAGCGCCAGCAAGCAGUGCUUCGAUGGACUUCGAGUUACCAAGAACGCCAACGACAGCCAGUUCUGCGUUGUAAACACUAAGUUUCUUGCUGUCGUGUGCGAAGCUGGUGGUGGCGGUGCUUUCAACGUCAUCCCUUUGGAACAGACUGGUCGCACGGAUGUUAACGCUCCCCGUGUUACUGGCCACAAGGGCCCGGUCAUGGAUGUUGCAUGGAACCCCUUCAACGAGAACAUGAUCGCUUCUUGUGCUGAUGACUGCAUGGUCAAGUGUUGGAUCAUUCCCGAUGGUGGUCUUACCGACAACUUGACCGAGUCUGCUGUCGACUUGAUGGGUCAUCAGAGAAGAGUUGGAUCCGUCCUCUGGCAUCCAACAGCCAACAACAUCCUCGCCUCUGCUGGAUUCGACUACCUGAUUAUUCUUUGGAAUGUCGGAACUGGCGAGGCCGUGACUAGAAUCGAGUGCCACACUGACACUAUCUACAGCAUCUCUUUCAACUUUGACGGUAGCCAAAUGGCCACAUCGAGCAAAGACAAGAAGAUCAGAAUCAUCAACCCCCGUGAUGGUGCCAUCAUCAAGGAGGGCCAGGGACAUGCCGGUAGCAAGGCAUGCCGUGUCAUCUUCACCAGCGCCGACCGACUCUUCACAACUGGUUUCUCCAAGAUGAGCGAGCGUCAGUACGCUAUCUGGGACACUAGCGACAUCAGCAAAGCACUCAAGAUGGAGAUGAUCGACACCGCUUCCGGCGUCCUCUUCCCCUUCUUUGACUUCAACACCAACAUGGUCUACUUGGCCGGUAAGGGUGACGGUAACGUCCGUUACUACGAGCUCGUCGAGGACCGGCCAUACUGCUUCUACUUGGACGAGUACAAGUCAUCUGCACCCCAGCGUGGUUUGGGAAUUCUCCCCAAGCGUGCCGUCGAUGUGCCCCACUGUGAAGUGAUGCGCUUGUACAAGCUCCACCAGAAGGGACUUAUUGAGCCAAUCUGCUUCAAGGUGCCCAGGAAGUCCGAGCUCUUCCAGGAGGAUCUCUUCCCCCCAUGCCUCAGCGACGAGCCAUCCCUUACGGCCGAGGAGUGGCUUUCCGGCAAGAACGCCGAGCCCAAGCUCAUCAACCUCAAGGAUGGAUUCGUGCCCAGCUCAAGGCCAACAUUUGUUGCCCCCGAGAAGAAGGUCGUCGAGGAAGAGGCAGUGCCCAAGGGAGAGAGAGAGCUCCUCAAGGCAUACCACACUCUCAAGGCUGAGAUCAAGGCGCUCGAGGAGAAACUCGCCACCGCCAACAUCAAGAUCCGCACUCUUGAACAGAAGUAGACACCUUGCCGGCACCUUUAUUCGUUCGUCUAGUUUGGCCGGUUAAUUUUGGAUAUGUCACAAAGAAUUGCUCCCACAUUCCUAUUAGAUCUUGUACUUAUUCAUUCGUCCUUCUCAUGGCACCCGUUGCUUUCCCCACUGCUUCGGUUGUCUAAUAUUCCAACCCUGCGCCCUCCAUCCUCGUCCGCUCUUCCCUUCCUGCGUUGACCAGGGUCCCAACCGUGCGGUUUAGUGUAUGAUUUUUUCUAUUAAAAACUAUUCUAUGUACUUCACGUGCAGUACUGUACGUACGUCCAGAGAGUUUAGCUUAGGCAUUCCUUAUCAAGUCGGAGCACGCCGUACACUCGCAUGCAACACAUUAUUGUAGUGCCCAUGAGAAGUAGUCUUACGAUGGAUAGAUGAGGUAGAGCACUGCGUGCUGUGCAAUUCGG
This is a messenger RNA of Sycon ciliatum, 1929 nucleotides long. Its product is annotated as coronin-2B-like. Lineage: Eukaryota; Metazoa; Porifera; Calcarea; Leucosolenida; Sycettidae. The record is from RefSeq and is a predicted model, not a curated record. Bases 143 to 1498 code for a protein of 451 amino acids. Gene Ontology annotation, biological process: actin filament organization. Gene Ontology annotation, molecular function: actin filament binding. The transcript has 7 exons.